This is a messenger RNA of Misgurnus anguillicaudatus (oriental weatherfish), 1906 nucleotides long. RefSeq names its product TNF superfamily member 13 (gene tnfsf13). Lineage: Eukaryota; Metazoa; Chordata; Actinopteri; Cypriniformes; Cobitidae. Gene Ontology annotation, biological process: immune response; positive regulation of B cell proliferation. Gene Ontology annotation, molecular function: receptor ligand activity; tumor necrosis factor receptor binding. Gene Ontology annotation, cellular component: membrane. The record is from RefSeq and is a predicted model, not a curated record.
CGUUUUUUUUUUGCUCCUAUUUUUUUUACCCCCUGGUUGAAUACAAUAAAAAUGUGGAUCAACCAAUCAUAAGGCACACUGAUUAAACGCUGGGAAAAUCCAGAGCUUUAAUCCUUUAGGAUUUUGAAUCACAUCCUUUAGAAUGUGGGUGUGUUUUUUCCACCCGCAGAUUUCUAAAGAAAGUUGCGAAAACGAAAGUUAACUGAUCGUAUCCCAUCACACAUCUACAUCUAUGAUGAUCAUUCCCGCUGCUGCUUCAGUCCGCAAGUUAAACGUGUUCAAAUGGUUUCUUUUGUGCACCUGUGUGCUCGUGAUGUACAUCCAAUGGACUCAUAUAUGGAUGCUCAGGAGUGAAAUGGCUGAGAUAAAGCAUCGCUUCAGGCCUCGUGACGUAUCAGAGAUGGACGGUGGGAUGUGUUGCGCGUGCUGCGGGUGUAAGAUGAACGGGUAUCACAGAUUUAAAGAGACAAACACACACACAGACAUAAGGAACAAGAGAGACGUGACCGGAGAGAAGAAACAGAGACAGAGACGGCACACAGAGCAUCACACAUUUCUUCAUCUUGUUCCUGUGUCAUCUCAGUCUUACAAUGAUGAUGACACCACUGUCCUGUCUUGGGCAGUUGGGCGGAGCAGAGGUAACGGGCUCCAAGUGUCAGGUGAUACAGUAACCGUGGUAACCGAGGGUACUUACUUCAUUUACAGUCAGGUCCUUCAUAAACAUACCACCAGUGUUAUGGGUCACGUGGUCACAAAGAAGCUUAAAGGGGCGGAGUCUAAGCUAAUGAAGUGUCUGAAGAGCAUCCCCAUCAAUGUCAGCCAACCACUCAACACGUGCUACACUGCUGGCAUUCACUUUCUGGAGUCUGGAUCAACGCUUCAACUCUCCGUUCCUCGCACAGCAGCAGAACUCAUUCUAACAGCUCACGCGACAUUCAUGGGCAUUCUCAACAUAUAACAAUUUCUUAUGACCUGCUGUGUCCUUGUGUGCUAUUUUUUAAAUGAAUGCCUCUCUAUUAUAAUGCAAGACAUUCAUGCAUAAAUGUGGCUAUAGCAUACAAAUACUUCUGGGGCCACUUUAUGCUGUCUGUAUACCUAAUACUCAAACAAUUGCAGCUACCUUACAAAUUUUUAAGUGGUGCAUUAGUGACACCUUGUGGUCAAUUGAAACACAUUAGAAAUUGUACGUUUUUCAAAUGGUUAUGAAAAGUCAUUUGUGUUCCAUAUAACCUGUUUGUAUGAUAUAUGUAUGUAACUUAUAUCAAACGUCUGUAUAGAUUACAUGCAAAAAUGGUUGGAAACAGCUUAAAAAUACAAUAUGGACAGCAAUACCAAGAUGUCCUUGUUUAUACUCUAAGUGCCUUGCAAAAUAGCACAAACGAUAUUUGAUUCAUAGCACCAUCACCAUCUGACACUGUACUAUGACAUCACAAUAGUAAAGGUGUGUCCUUAUCAGAUUUUGGCAUGCAUUUUCAAUGAACAUACUACUGUAAUAUAUAAUAAAUUAAGCACUUUUAAAGAGUUUACAUGUUACAAGUAAAUAACACAAGCUUUUGAAUUUACUUCAUUUCUAUUUUAAAUGUAUUGAUUCAUGUUAUUUAUGUGUUAAGACCUUUCCACACAGCAGCUCGUCAUUGCAUCAGCUUUCACUUAAAUUCUGUUCCUUAUCCAUCAGGAAAACCCGGCAGGCAUCAGACUCACUCUUGAGAAUGUCUGUUUUUAAGUUAUCUUAACUGCUUUAACACAAUCUAACCACCAAUGACAAAGCCAACAAUCUCUGUAGGUUAUUUAAUGUUUCAGAGGUUUGUUUGCGUGCCUGUAAUACUAAAGUAAACUCAUUGUCAGGAAAUAUGUCAGAGGAAACAUUUGGUCUCUCGUGUCAUUGAAUAAAAUCACUUUUACCAAA